Messenger RNA from Candoia aspera, 2995 nucleotides. RefSeq names its product frizzled class receptor 4 (gene FZD4). Bases 139 to 1740 code for a protein of 533 amino acids. The record is from RefSeq and is a predicted model, not a curated record. The transcript is spliced from 2 exons. NCBI's taxonomy places the organism in Eukaryota, Metazoa, Chordata, Lepidosauria, Squamata, Candoiidae. Gene Ontology annotation, cellular component: plasma membrane. Gene Ontology annotation, molecular function: Wnt-protein binding; Wnt receptor activity. Gene Ontology annotation, biological process: non-canonical Wnt signaling pathway; retina vasculature morphogenesis in camera-type eye; canonical Wnt signaling pathway.
GCGCAAGAGGCGGGCGGCGCUCGGGACGUCGGGUCGAGGAAGGGGUGGCAGCGGCGGCGGCUCGAGCGAGCCUCUUCGUUCCUGCUCCGGCAGGGCUGGAGCCGGGAGCGGCAGGGUUGGCGGCCAGCCUGCCGGACGAUGUCCCCGGCCGCGGGGCAGAGCGGUGCCCGGUGGCGGCGGCGGCUGCUGCUGGCGCUGCUGCUGCUGGCGGCGCUGAAGGCGGCGCGCGGUUUCGGCGACGAAGAGGAGCGCCGCUGCGAUGCCAUCCGCAUCUCCAUGUGCCAGAACCUGGGCUACAACGUCACCAAGAUGCCCAACCUGGUGGGCAGCCAGUUCCAGACCGACGCCGAGCUCCAGUUGACCACCUUCACCCCGCUCAUCCAGUACGGCUGCUCCAGCCAGCUGCAGUUCUUCCUUUGCUCUGUCUACGUCCCCAUGUGCACAGAGAAAAUCAACAUCCCGAUUGGCCCCUGUGGCGGCAUGUGCCUCUCCGUCAAAAGGCGAUGUGAGCCAGUCCUGAAAGAAUUUGGUUUCUCCUGGCCAGAAAACUUGAAUUGCAGCAAGUUUCCCCCGCAGAACGACCACAAUCACAUGUGCAUGGAGGGACCAGGGGACGAAGAGGUCCCCCUCCACAGCAAAGCCCCCUUGCAUCCUGGAGAGGAAUGCCAGAGUGUUGGAUCUAACUCAGACCAGUAUAUCUGGGUCCGGAGGAGCUUGAACUGUGUCCUCAAGUGUGGCUACGAUGCUGGCCUCUACAGCCGGUCCGCCAAGGCGUUCACCGACAUCUGGAUGGCCGUGUGGGCGAGCCUCUGUUUCAUUUCCACCGCCUUCACGGUCCUGACCUUUCUGAUUGAUUCCACUCGGUUUUCCUACCCGGAGCGGCCCAUCAUAUUCCUGAGCAUGUGCUACAAUAUUUAUAGCAUUGCUUAUAUUGUCCGGCUGACUGUAGGCCGAGAAAGGAUUUCCUGUGACUUUGACGAGGCAGUAGAACCUGUCCUCAUCCAGGAGGGCCUCAAGAACACAGGAUGUGCUAUAAUCUUUUUGCUGAUGUACUUUUUUGGCAUGGCGAGCUCCAUCUGGUGGGUGAUUCUGACCCUGACAUGGUUUCUAGCAGCUGGACUCAAGUGGGGCCACGAGGCCAUUGAAAUGCACAGCUCCUAUUUCCAUAUUGCCGCUUGGGCUAUCCCUGCGGUGAAGACCAUCGUCAUCCUGAUCAUGCGGUUGGUCGAUGCCGAUGAGCUGACGGGGCUGUGCUACGUGGGCAACCAGAACCUUGAUGCCUUAACAGGCUUUGUGGUGGCUCCUCUUUUCACCUACUUGGUUAUUGGGACUCUCUUCAUUGCUGCCGGGUUAGUGGCUUUGUUUAAGAUCAGGUCCAACCUUCAAAAGGAUGGGACCAAAACUGACAAGCUGGAAAGGCUGAUGGUGAAGAUUGGGGUAUUUUCGGUGCUAUACACCGUGCCUGCCACGUGCGUCAUUGCCUGCUAUUUCUAUGAGAUCUCCAACUGGGGGAUCUUCCGCUACUCAGCAGAUGCCUCCAACAUGGCUGUGGAAAUGCUUAAGAUUUUUAUGUCCCUGCUUGUGGGCAUCACAUCAGGCAUGUGGAUUUGGUCGGCCAAGACGCUACACACUUGGCAAAAGUGCUCAAAUAGACUGGUGAAUUCAGGGAGGGUAAAACGGGGAGCGAAGAGAGCAGAUGGGUGGGUGAAGCCUGGGAAAGGGAAUGAGACAGUGGUAUAAAGGAAGCUCAGAAACAGGCAAAUUGUCUUUCCUUCUCCUCCCCAAUGCAAGAUGAGCUGGUGGGACAGGAGCAUUCGAAGCAGGAAUGUUGGAGUGAAUCCUUUAAUGGGAAAAGGAACCAUAUAUGAAUUUGGCAGAAUUUCGGAGGAGAGGAGGAGAGCAGCAGAAGCAAGGAGGAUUGACCAGACUGGGGGAAAAAGCACAACUUCUAAAAAUGAAGCAAGGCAGCUUGCAGUGGCUUCACAAAGCUGUGAAUGCAAACAGUGGAGCCUCUUGGAUUUCUAUCAGCGAGACGUGUUUUUAAGAUUCAUGGGACAUUGCGCCUCCUGAUAACGCACAGUGUGCCUUCUCUCACUCCCAUUCUUUCCCUGUCCUGUCCCAACUCACGUUUAUCACUGUCUUGUAAAGUAGUGCAAGAGGAAAAAAUGAAGGGGAAGGAAUUCAAAGGGUAAUCAUUUUGCUGGAUCCAGGGGGAAGUUGAAAUUUAGAAUCCAAAGUCUCUCAAACUGGAAAGUGAUGUUCAGUUUGAUGUCCAAGCUCUUGGAGAUGGCAGAAAGUUGCAGCGUAGUGUGCAGGCUUUGGAGCUCUGCCGAAUCCUUCAAACAGAAACCAGGGAAAGUUCUGAGGUGGACGCCAAGGCCAUUUGCCUUCCGCUUCCAUCUACUAAAUAUGAUAAUGGUUUCAGGCUGCAUUUGGGGUGAGGAAACAAACAUGGAAGGGAAACAGGAUCUGUUUCUAAUCACGAUGACCCCCAGAAUGACAAAACAUGUGUCGUCAAGAUGUCACAAUGCAAAAGGUAAGGUCACCAAGCACAUAAAACCCUUGCCCUGAUAGAUUUAUUUUGGUGAGAAAACAAAGAAACUUUAAAUACAAAUAGUCACAGACCACACCAUGGAUGAGCAUUCUUUUCAUAUUCAGUGGCAACAGCUACUUAACAAGUUUAACCCCCAAGGAUCACAGGAAGAUAGCAGUGACAACAUGACCCCCUGCAGGGGCGAGGCUGGUUUUCAGAUGCUUGGGGAGAUUUUGAGAGGUGGGGAAGUUUUUUUUAAAAAAAAAAUAAGCAAGAAGCUUAGUGCACCUAUUUUACUUCUUAAUUUGACUUCCAUGUCUCACACAGCCACUAAAAAGUUGCUGGCGGAAGUUUGGCCCAGGAAUUAAACCUCUAGCCUAAACGAUUGAGGCGGUGGCUUAACACUUUCCAAGAAAUUGAACAAUUCUUCCUUUUUUGUACUAAUUCCUUGGCUUUAACAAA